This is a messenger RNA of Monascus purpureus, 1590 nucleotides long. NCBI's taxonomy places the organism in Eukaryota, Fungi, Ascomycota, Eurotiomycetes, Eurotiales, Aspergillaceae. The record is from the annotation of a GenBank genome assembly.
CCUCUCCAUCCCGGCCUUCUGCCACUCGAAUCCGUCAAUUUAUGUAUCGCUCAUUGUCCUUAUAGCGCGCACUUUUCUUCUUUCGCUUUUGUUUUGCUUUCUCUCCCCUCCCGAGUCGCCAUGUUCCGACCCGCCUCCAGAGCCCUUCUCCGCGCUCCAGCCUUCGCUGUCCGAGGCCCCGUUACCAGACGAUUUAUAAGCACUGCUCAGCCCCAGGAGAAGUCGCGAAGCUGGAAGAGCACUGCUGCACGCUUGGGUCUGGCCAUUGGUGCUGUGUACUAUUAUAACACAAGCAGUGUGUUUGCACAGGAGCCGUCCUUCUCCUUUAGACCCCAGCCUCAGGCCGAUGUUAUUGACGAGUCUUCCCUUCCUACGCUCGAUACCAUAAAGCCAAAGGUCCGCGCGAAACCAGAAGAGCCUUCCCAGUCCGAAGUCGCAGCCGCAGCCGCGACCGCGACCCAACCUGAUGAUCUCGCAGACGUAAAUACUGCAGCUGCUUCCAAGGAUGUCCAAGUCUCUGAGGGCGGUUUGGCCUCUGCUGAGGAGCUAGAGAGUGAGGCCAGCCAGGAAGCAGCCUUCAACCCGGAAACUGGCGAGAUCAAUUGGGACUGUCCGUGUCUAGGUGGAAUGGCUCAUGGGCCUUGUGGAGAAGAGUUCAAGGCUGCCUUCAGCUGCUUUGUGUACUCUAAUGAGGAGCCAAAGGGAAUUGACUGCAUUGAGAAGUUCAAGUCUGCUUCCUCCCUUGAACUUUUGCUUUUCGUUUGCUGACCGGAAACAGGGGCAUGCAAGAUUGCUUCCGACAAUACCCCGAUGUUUACGGUGCGGAACUUGAAGACGAUGAACCAGAGCCUGCUGAAGGCGAACCUGCUCCUAGCGCCGCCGAACCCGCCGAGCAAACAGAGCCUUCUUCCCCCGCUAAUGAUGCUCAUGCACGAGCAAAGGAGGCUCACGACCAGCUAAAGGCUGAGAAGGGUGACCAUGCCGAGAGCGAAGAGCUCGUUCCAAAGGCACAUCACAGCGCAGAAGACAAGAGCACAGCCGAGAAGACGGAGAAAUGAACCCCGCUCUGACCUGAUCUCUACCUGAAUUUCUUCCUGUUAUUUCCCCCCAUUUUUCAUUUUUCUAAUAGAAGGCGAAAAGAAUGAAGGACAAGAAAAAAGGAAGACAAAAGAGAGGGUACUCAUGCAUUAAUGUUGUUUUUAUGUGAGAUAUAAAACAGAACUCUGCUCUGGGGGGAACAUGGAUUGGGAAGUGGAAUUGUUGUAUUAUAUAUACCCAUUCCCUUUUCUCUCGCAAUUUUCACUUUACCCUCCCUUUUUUUUUUUUUUUUUUUUAAAAAAAAAAGCUUCCUUUUUGUUCUUUCUUUCUAUUUGGCUUUCCUUCAUGGAUCUUGGGCUUGUUCCUUGUGUACCCUUUCCAUGUAUACAUGUGUACAUGUAUGUAUUUUGUUCUUGUAUGUGCUUUGAUUGCGGAUUCGAGCAAGCGAGAAAAAGAAAUAGAAUUGAAUGCUGGCACAUCUCUAGUAAAGACGCUCGAGGCGAUGAAGAAAGCCGUGCUACAUACGAAGUACUAAGAAGAAUGUCUACGCCU